Molecule: messenger RNA, 446 nt
Organism: Tilletiaria anomala UBC 951
Lineage: Eukaryota; Fungi; Basidiomycota; Exobasidiomycetes; Georgefischeriales; Tilletiariaceae
Exons: 1
Coding region: 96-413 (105 amino acids)
Source: RefSeq, a predicted model, not a curated record
CCCUUGCGACCUGUCUUGAGCACAGAGGCACCCUGAUGGUCCUUCCUGAGAUCAAGCACAUCUGUCGCUCGUGAUGGCUGCACAGCUUGUCCGAGAUGCUUGGAAUCAGAACUAGACUCAACUUGUCGCUGCUGAGGGGGGCAUCCGCUGAGACCUUUUCCCCCCUCUCAAAAGAAAGGAUGGGGGAGAGAGCGCAGGUGCCCCACUUUAGUCUAGCCAAAACAGUCUUCCCAACGCGGACCCAGUCUCUUGAUCGCAGAGAGCUUGCGAGUGUCUCUCAACCGCCGUCACCACACGUUGCAACAACACAAAUAAUAUUCGUCGUCUUCCAGGUUCACACGACUAUAUCUUCGCUGCUUGGUCGUUUGCGAACCAGCCAUAGAAACGGUGCAGUUACCUCUCCUCUACGUUGAGGCGUGAGCCAGGGCCGUUGCGCUUAGUUGAUA